CUCGAUUUCUGGUCACCGUGGUAACAGCAUCCAGGACUUGGUUGGACCUGUUGUUGUACCUUUAAGAUCCAAUCUCGGACCUGUUGUUGGAGCCAUCAUGCUGUACUUCCAGGUGGUGAUUCUGGCAGCGAUGGUGAUGCUGGUCUAUUACUGUGAGUUCACUGACACCUUCAGUCCAGCAGAGCAGGGCUUCAUCUGCAGAGACCCUGCUCUCUCCAAACCAGAUCCUGGACCAGAGCAGGACAGCCGAGUCCAGCCUGUAAUCCUGUACUCUGUGCUGGGAGGUCUUCCUGUUGUCCUGGUGAGUCUGACUGGAAGUGUUUCAGAGGGGUGACACGGAUAUGUAGCUUUUACUCCGGGUCUCUUUUCAGCUUCGUCUGAAGUACAUCUUCUUGUCUUCUGCAGAUUUCAGGAGUCGAGCUCAUCAUCUUCCUCCUCUACUACAACUCCAGCUCCAACACCCUGUACGACCAGGAGAAGGCGGUGGUGAUGGGCGACUGCUGCUACCUGAACCCUAUGGUGCGCAGGACUUUCCGUUUUCUGGGUAAUGUCACUGUGGACUCUUCUAUAACGGAACCAGAAGAGCUCCUCUUUAGUAAAGAUGUUUUUAAACUGUUGUGUAAGGUGAUUCAGAGAGCUCACGGUUCUACACAGAUUUAUCGACACAGCUUCAGACCUGCCCUCACCAAAAUGGCAGACACACUGACACAUCACAGCUGCACAACACAACCAUCAAGGCCUCUGACUGUACAUGAUUAUUUUUAGCUAAGAAUAGUGAUCAGGUUUGAUUAUUCUGAGCCUUGUUUAACCUGCAACACCGUGUGUGUGUGUCUGUGUGUGUUUCUCCUCAGGUGUGUACGCCUUUGGUCUGUUCACUACAGACAUCUUCAUAAAUGCAGGUCAGCUGAUCACAGGAAGUCUCGCUCCUCACUUCUUGUCUGUCUGUCAGCCUAAUUACUCCACUCUCUGCUGUGAGGACUCAGAGCUCUUCGUUAGCCAAUCAGAUGCCUGUAUGGGCGACCCUGAUGUCAUCCUGAGGGCCAGGAAGACGUUUCCGUCCAAAGAAGCCGGGCUGAGCGUGUUCACGGCGGUCUACCUGUCUGUGAGUGUUAGUUAUCCACAUUAAUCUUGCAUAAAGCAUCUUUAAUUUAAUUAUCAAACACAGCCUCUCUCUCUUUUUUCAGAUGUACAUCAUGUCCUGUUUGGGUUCAGGUAGGGGAUAUCUGACCGGCCCCCUCCUCAGCCUCUCAUUGGUUGGUCUUGCCGUACUGACGGGCAUCAACAGGGUGGCCGAGUACAGGAACCACUGGAGCGAUGUGAUUGCAGGACAGGCCAUAGGGGUCGCUGUGGCUCUCUUUCUGGUCAGUGAUGAAUCUUAUUAAGAUGUGUGAGCUCUGAGCUGAAGCCUCAUGUUAGAACUUGGUGUGUAAAAACAAAAAAACUGUCCACUGGAGGAUUUUAGGAAACAUAAAACACACGACAGAAGUAGUUCAUCUUCAUGGGUAAGUGAGGACACACACACACACACACACACACACACACACACACACACACACUGUGUUCAUCCCCUUCAAAAUGCAUCUUCUCUAAUGGACUGAUUUGCUGCAGGACACGCGAACUCUCCACUGAACCUUAAUUCUCCCUGAGUUACACACAACAUGCAAGACGGAGCUGUCGGAAUAAAGAGCAGGACUUCACACACACACACACACAGGCACACACAGGCACACACAUCCCAAACAACAUUUGUUCUCCCCAAAGGCGGAGUGAAACUAUCCCACCAUUCCAUGUGUUGGCUGUUUUUCCUGUAGUUUUAUAAUGAUAUGGCUCUACCUUUAUGAACAGACCUCUUGGUUUUCUCUCUGUCACUGACAUAUCUCUAAAUGCAGAGCCGGCCCAAGGCAUAAGCGAACUAAGCGCCUGCUUAGGGCCCCGCUGCCAUUAGGGGGCCCCCAAGAGCAAUCCAAAAAUGCUCCAGAGUAAAAUCUCCCACACACACUUACACACCAAAAACUAGUUUUUGUCAUCCUGUGGGCCAAGUGAAAAAAAGCAAGGGGAGUAUCAGGGGAGGUUUCUUAACCUAUUAAAAGGGAAAUUGGUGUGGGGCCCACCAUUUUGAGGCCCCAUAAGGUUACAUGGUCUCAUAUUGUUGGUGUGCUCCCAGUACCUGGGCCCCACCAUGGAGCAAAUAUGAGAGUACACACACACACACACACACACACACACACACACACACACACACACACACACACACACACACACACACACACUGUAGCAUACAUUGGAUGAAGCUGUUAAAGAACAGAAACAUGAAUUAAAUUUGUGAAAUUGACUUCUUUGCUGAUGGACCACCUAGAAAAACAGAGCGGCGUUUCCAGGUGAAGUCAGUAAAUCCAGCAUUUCGGUCUCGGGUCUCGAUGUGAUUGUUUAUUCAGAGGUUUAUUCACAGUCAUGACCUACAGAAAGAUCUGGAGGUUCAGGUAAAUCUCUAGUUGGGUCACUUUGGAAGCUGAAGGUCUAACCUGUCCUGGGACCAGAUAACUUACUGUCAGGAUGUGAGUUUCACACAGUGUUGUCUCUACAACAAUAUCUCAUAGAUGCUGUCAGUGUAUGUUUCAGUGUGUGUCUCUCUGACUCUGUGUGACUGUAUCGUUACACUGACAGUGUGUGAGAGUAAGUGUGUGUCUCUGUCCUCUGUCCUCUCAGGUGGUGUUUGUGGUUCAGUAUUUUAAAAAGAGACGUUCAAUACCUCGCAGUCUGUCUGACGCUGGGACGGCCAAUCCUGAGGAGGCUUUACCACAAGUCAACAACAACACGGCGACCAGCGAGAAAUACAUUAUUAUGCGGGUAAACACACACUCACACGAUGCACAUUAUCGUCCAAAAUCUUUAAUAUUUAAUCUCUUUUUAAGUCCCGUGGGAAAGUUUGAAGUGCUUAUUAUUAGGGUUAUAUUAUUACCUGUAGUCCAACCUCAAAGUCUUUUCUUCUGUUCUUAUAAAAUACAAACAGAUAAAAUAAAAAAAGUUUUUUUCCCUUUUUAGAUAUAAUGUUGUUAAACAUAUCAAAGAUAAAGAUAAGAUAGGAACUAUCAGUCUUUUACAGAGGUGAACCUGAAAAACAUUGUGAUGUGGUCCAUUUCUGAAUACAUCGAAUUAUUUGGCAAAACAAAAACUGCAAUUAUGGAAUCCUUUGACAACCAUUUAGGAAAAAAGCUUUGAUUUUUUUUUUUUUUUCAACAAUCCUUCUUAAUUUGGAGAUUCUUUUAAUUUCAUCAUCUUUAUUUCUCCUUCAUAGAGUUCAGGAUCCGUCCCGGAGAUCACAUGACUAUGACUUCCCUGAAUAAGGGAAAACGAAGGACUUCUGCAACAUUUCAAAUACAGAUUUUCAAAAUAAAACCCUUCAGACUUCUGGCUGUUUAAGCAGCAACGGGAAGUGCACACCUUUCUACCUCUCCAUAGUAAACUCUGACACGUGUGUUUCACUGGGUUCAUUUUUUAUUCUGCUGGUUUAAGAUGUUUUUUUCUGCUGUUCAAUAGUGACUGUAGUUCUCGAUUUACAAGGUAACACUCUGAGGGUUGUGUGAGUGUGUGUGUUUAUGUGAGUGUGUGUGUUUAUGUGUGUGUGAUAGUUCCCUGGAGCUGGUCAUGACAUCAGCUUGAACUCUAUCAGGGUUUCCAUGAUGACCUUCAUCAAACAGGCCAUUGUUAUUGUGUGUUUGUGUUUGUGGGUCUUGCCCAUAGACUGUAUAUAGAUGGACGCCGUCUGCCUCCUCGCUGGGUGAGAACAGCACCCUCUGGUGAUGGGCUGCAGUAUAGGUCAUAAAUCCCGCCUCCUCCAGCAAAAUAAAUACAGUCUUCAGUCUUUCCCCA
This is a messenger RNA of Xyrichtys novacula (pearly razorfish), 3870 nucleotides long. The record is from the annotation of a GenBank genome assembly. Lineage: Eukaryota; Metazoa; Chordata; Actinopteri; Labriformes; Labridae.